AUGGCCACGCUUGCCGCUCACGUGCUGAAGGGCCUGCCACCGGAGUACGGAUUUCUUCGCCGCAAGCUCGACAUUUCCAGCCCUGACAUGACGGUGGAACGCGUGUUCAGCGAGGUGUUGAUGGAGGAGCAGUCUCUCUCCAUUGAACAGAGUUACAAGCAUAUCACCAGCGAUGCAUCUGCUUUCUUGGGCGCUAUCAACACCAUUGUGGCUACAACGGGGGUCAACGGGAAGGAAGGAAAAGGGGGAAGAGAUCAGACGGACAAGAAGGAUGAUGGCAAGCGGGAGAAGAAGCGAGGCCCCUUCAAGGGGCGCUGCUACAACCGCAAUGAGGAGGGGCACAUGGCUGCCAAGUGCCCCAACAAGGAGGAUACACGCCCGCGGCAGCCGCGAACGAAUGAAGGCCAACAUAGUCCGUGGACUAGGGAGAAUCUGCAAACCGAAGAAGGUGUCACUCGCAUCAUCGCAUCGGGAGGACAAGUUGCUGCAACGGCAAGCUACCGCCAUCGUCUUCUCUGCCUUGACUUGAAACCAUGGCCAGCAAGCAACGGCACGGUGGCUGCAGCGGCAUGCAACGGCACGGCGGCUGGAGUGGCAUGCAAUGGCACGGUGGCUGCAGCGACAUGCAACGGCAUGACUUAA
This is a messenger RNA of Closterium sp. Naga37s-1, 642 nucleotides long. The record is from the annotation of a GenBank genome assembly. NCBI's taxonomy places the organism in Eukaryota, Viridiplantae, Streptophyta, Zygnematophyceae, Desmidiales, Closteriaceae.